Messenger RNA from Acaulospora morrowiae, 459 nucleotides. The record is from the annotation of a GenBank genome assembly. Lineage: Eukaryota; Fungi; Glomeromycota; Glomeromycetes; Diversisporales; Acaulosporaceae.
AUGACUGAAUAUUGUCCUAUAUAUGCACCAAUUUUUGGAGCUUUAGGUUGUGCCUCAGCUAUCGUCUUUACAUGUUUUGGUGCAGCAUACGGUACAGCCAAGGCUGGUGUAGGUCUGUCAGCAAUGGGAGUUCUGCGUCCUGAUUUGGUUAUGAAGGCUAUUGUACCAAUUGUUAUGGCUGGUAUUAUUGGUAUUUAUGGAUUGGUCGUGGCUGUCUUGAUUACCGACGGACUUAAACAAAAGAUGCCUUUAUAUACUGGUUUCAUUCAGCUCGGAGCUGGUUUAAGUGUUGGGCUCGCUGGUCUUGCGGCUGGUUUUGCUAUUGGUGUUGUUGGCGACGCAGGUGUACGUGCGACUGCACAACAGCCACGGUUAUUUGUUGGAAUGGUGUUGGGUCUUUAUGGAUUAAUUGUUGGAUUGAUUCUAAAUACCAAAGCUAGUGGUGAUGUUACAUGUUAA